AGUCUCCUUGCUUAAGAUCCCUUCUCGAUUAGCGCCGCCGCCUAAUCUCGCCGGCGAAAUGGACGCCUUCCUCGCCGGGAUCCCGCAGUUGCGCAGGCCGGCGGCGUUGGUCGCGCCGUGCUGCGCGCUGGUGCUCCUCGCCACCCUCCUCCUCCUACCCCGCGCUCCUCCUGCCCCUGGGCAGCUAGCCUCCGCCGGCGCGGCCGCUGAACGAGCGGCCGUCCGGCUCGACGCGACGGUGGAGCGGAGGAGCGGCAACGAGUUGCUGUGGCAGCUCCCGCCCACCCCGCCGCGCGCCGCGCUUUUCGCGGCCCCCGGCUGCACCAUCCGCGCCACCGACUUCUUCGACGCCUCCCCGGGCUGCCCGAGCUGCGCGGGGCUCCCCGAGGAGCGCCGCUUCACGAGCGAGGCGCUCCGCCGCGGCUACGCCGUCCUCGCCGUGUCGAGCCGCGCGGAGUGCUGGUCCCUAGACACCGGAGAAGGAAGCGAGCUCGCCGCCGUCGAGUCCAUCAUCGAGUGGUGGGUCAGGGAGAAGCACCCCCAGCUCGCCGGCCUCCCGCUCGUCGGAAUCGGCGCGUCGUCGGGAGGGUACUUCCUCUCCGCGUUGGCGGCGAGGGUCAGGUUCAGCAGCGUCGCCAUCAUGAUCGCGGAGGGCGUGUUCGGCGCGAUGGAGGACAUCCCGGCCAACUACCCGCCGGCGCUGUUCGUCCACAUGCCCAAGGACGACGAGAGGGCGCGGGAGGUGGCGUCGAACAUGGGCAAGCUCAAGGGGAACCGCGUCAGCGCCGGAGAGAUCCAAUGCGGCGAGUUGGCCGUGAGCGCCCAGUUCUUGGCAGCGCGGAUACCUGGUUUGACCCGUGCCGUCGCCGACGGGCUGGUCGACGUGCUUCACCGGAAGGGGUUCGUGGAUGAGAAGGGGUUCCUGAAGAAGGACGGGAGGAGUACACCAUGGAAGAAGGCGGCGGAGGAGGCGAAGGUCUUGCCGGAGGGGUUCCGGCUGGAGAGGCAUGUCACGGAGGAGCUGAAUGUUGCAUAUGCCUACCAUGAAUUCACCAGCCUCAAGAAUGGGGAAAUCUUUGAGUGGUUUGAGUCCCAUAUGGAUCAUAAGAGCUGAAGUGUUCUAGUAGCAGUUGCAUUACUAGAACUGAGUAGAAGCGAGCAAACCUGAUGCUGGAUUCAGCUGAUGCUGCUGAUUUUGAGGAACGGGGAAAUCUUUGAGUGGUUUGAGUCCCAUAUGGAUCAUAAGAGCUAAAGUGUUCUAGUAGCAAUUACAUUACUAGAACUGAGUAGAAGUGAGCAACCUGAUGCUGGAUUCAGCUGUUGCUGCUGAUUUUCAGGAAUGGAAUUCACGGUCUUAAAUCGUUGGUUUAAGAGAGAUGGGAAAAUGGAGGAAAACCUUGUAAGGCUUCUACUUAUGGUUUAUCGUUCACAAUGUCCUCUUGUAGUUCCUAAUAUGAUUACAUUUCCUUCUUGAAUUGUUGUUGUUGAUGCAAGCGAGCAAUAUGUAUGAUGCCCCCAUUGUGUUGCCAUCCUAUCGAGUUUGUAACAGAGGAAUACCUUCAAUGUACACAAAAAUGAUAAACAUGUUGAACAACUGGUCCUUCCAGAGCAAAUGUUUUCAU
Molecule: messenger RNA, 1622 nt
Organism: Oryza brachyantha (malo sina)
Lineage: Eukaryota; Viridiplantae; Streptophyta; Magnoliopsida; Poales; Poaceae
Exons: 1
Coding region: 59-1114 (351 amino acids)
Source: RefSeq, a predicted model, not a curated record